Messenger RNA from Lethenteron reissneri (Far Eastern brook lamprey), 7837 nucleotides. RefSeq names its product thyrotropin releasing hormone degrading enzyme (gene TRHDE). Gene Ontology annotation, cellular component: cytoplasm; membrane. Gene Ontology annotation, biological process: peptide catabolic process; proteolysis. Lineage: Eukaryota; Metazoa; Chordata; Hyperoartia; Petromyzontiformes; Petromyzontidae. Gene Ontology annotation, molecular function: metalloaminopeptidase activity; zinc ion binding; peptide binding. The record is from RefSeq and is a predicted model, not a curated record.
CGCACUCCUCGUUCUCCUCUCCUAGCCCCCGGUGACUUGUGUACCAACAUCAUCCACACACACACCCCCCGACACCCCGAACGCCGCCGCCGUCAGUUCCCCGCACGCAUCAGGGGAGAGGAGGCUCCGGACUGCGUGGUUCCCAUGCGCUCCAUCGCGAACGGGCUGUGCGGCAUGCUGCGUCCUCACGAGGAGCAGUUGGUCCUCUUUCAGUACCGCCCCACAGAUGAGACCAUGUACAGCCCGGCCAUGAUCGCGCUGGAGAGGAUCCCGGACAAGUCGACCUCGAUGAUGCCCAUGGUGGCGGACGAGAGCCACAACGGGCGGCCGAGCCACUGGGCCGACGCGGCCACGACGCGGCCGAGGACGCGCGAGCGGCACAUCGCCGUGCACCGCCGCCUCGUCAUGGUGUUCGCCAUCUCGCUCGUCGCGCUCAUCGUGGUCACCAUUCUGGCCGUGCUGCUCAGCGUCAACCUCGAGGCCUGUCCCCCGCCAUCGUCGCCGCCGGACGAGACCCAGCAGCCGGCGACCGCCCGGCAGCGGCAGCAGCGGGCGGAGGCGGCCCCCUCUCCGACGACGGCUACGCCGGCCGCGGAAAACCAGCCCUGGGAGAACGCGCGGCUCCCCGGCACGCUGGCUCCUCGGCACUACGAUCUGCGCCUCUCCACGUUCAUGGACAACUUCACCUACGCGGGCCAGGUGGGCGUCGUGCUCGAGUGCCUGCGGAGCACCCCGUACGUCAUCCUGCACUGCGACAGGCUCAACAUCAGCAGGAUCGCGCUGAGCCCCGUGAACGUGAGCCGGCACAGCAGCACCAAGAUCCAGGACUACUUCCUCUACCCCAAGCACCAGUUCUUCGUCAUUCUGCUCAACAAGAGCUUCAGUGCGGGGGACGUGGUCUUCCUCAACAUCACCUUCCAAGGGAUCAUAGCCGACGAAUUGCUGGGCUUUUUCAGGAGUUCGUACUCGACGCAAGGGACACGGAGGUACCUCGGCGUGACGCAGUUCUCCCCGACGCACGCCCGCAAGGCGUUCCCCUGCUUCGACGAGCCGCUCUACAAGGCCACCUUCACGCUGAGCCUGCACCACGCGGACGCGAUGCUGGCACUCUCCAACAUGCCGCUCGCCAGCCAGGAGCCGGCGCCCGAGCCCGGCUGGGUGGUGGACCACUUCGAGCGCAGCCCGCCCAUGUCCACCUACUUCUUCGCCUGGGCCCUCUGCGACUUCGAGUACAGAGAGGGCAUCACCCGCAACGGCAUCAAGGUACGACUGUACGCACGUCCGGAAGCCGUGAGACGUGGCUCUGCUGACUCGGCUCUCAACAUCACCCUGCAGCUGCUGGACUUCUACCACGACUUCUUCAACCUCAGCUACUCCCUGCCCAAGCUGGAUCUACUGGCAGUGCCCAAGCACCCGUAUGCGGCGAUGGAAAACUGGGGCCUGAAUGUGUUCGUGGAGCAGAAGAUUCUGCUGGAUCCUGGCAUCUCCUCGACCCACUACUGGCUGGAAGCGACGAUGGUCAUUGCCCAUGAAAUCUGCCACCAGUGGUUCGGUGACCUUGUCACACCGAAGUGGUGGGAGGACGUCUGGCUCAAGGAAGGCUUCGCUCACUACUUUGAAUACCUGGGAACGGAUUUCCUCUACCCUCACUGGAACAUGGAGACCCAGCGCUUCCUGAUUGAUGACCUACAUGAUAUCAUGCUGCCUGACGGUCUAUGCAGCUCCCAUCCAAUCUCCCAGGAGGUGUCCCAGCCAGAGGACAUCUCAAGGGUCUUUGACUGGAUCGCUUACAAGAAGGGCGCUGCUUUGAUUCGAAUGCUGGCCAACUUCAUGGGGAAAGCUUCCUUUAAAAAAGGAUUACAAAACUACCUGAAGACUUACAUGUUUGGGAAUGCAGGAAGGGAUGAUUUGUGGAACACCCUUUCCAAGGUCUCCCGGCAGAAUGGAGAUACGCACAACAUCCGCGAGGUGAUGGAUAUUUGGACUCUUCAAAUGGGAUACCCGGUGGUCACGAUCAACAGAGAUGCUGGGCCAGAUUGCAAACUCCGGAUCUCUCAAGAGCACUUUCUGUACAGUGCUGAUGUCAACGCCAACUGUCAAAACGACUCGCUGUGGCAAAUUCUUCUUACCUUAUCAGCAGGAAACACUACAGGACUCUGGAAGCAUGAAAUGAUUUGGAUUACAAACCAGACGGAAUGUGUAACCAUGAAGCACGUGAUUGGUUCCGACUGGCUGCUGGGGAACAUAAACCAGACGGGAUACUUCCGUGUCAACUACGACCUCCAGAACUGGGAGCAACUCGUGAAGCAACUCACCACGGACCACAAAGUCAUUUCAGUUGGAAACCGUGCAGGAUUAAUUGACGACUCCUUCAACCUUGCCAGGGCAGGAUACCUUCCCCAGGAGUUGGCGCUGCGCCUGAGUCGUUAUCUGAGGCGGGAGUGGGAGGUUCUGCCCUGGCAGGCUGCCCGCAAUGUCCUGCAGUACCUCGACAAAAUUCUGGACCGCACACCAGGACAUUUGCUGCUUUCCGAAUUUGUCCUGCAGCAAGUCACACCGGUCUACCGCACCGUGGGCUGGCCAGGGAACGACACGGAGGAUGAUUCACCCUACCACAUGCAAGAGCUGCAGCAGCAGGUUAUUGCACUGGCAUGCCAUUACAGCCUCAGAGACUGCCAGGAUCAGGCAAUGUCCCUCCUGUCACGCUGGAUGGCUGACGGAGUCAACAGAAUUCCGCCGAACGUGCGGGGCCUGGUUUACUGCGUGGCAGUUUCACUGUCGGGCCAGGAUGUUUGGGACUUCGUGUGGAAAACCUGCCAAGCCACGUCCGCCGUAUCGGAGAGAAAACUGCUGUUGGAGGCCCUCACUUGCAGUCGGGACAACACCACCAUCCAAAGACUGCUGAGCACAUCUCUCCAUCAAGAUCUCAUCGCAGAGCAGGAGGCCGUGGACCUGAUCAUCAACAUUGCCCACAAUCCUGUGGGGCGCUCCUUGGCAUGGGCCUUCCUUAGGGACAAGUGGCCGAUCCUCAACCAAAGGUAUGGCGAAGCACUCUUCAUGACCGCUCGACUUAUCAAUGGCGUAACGAGAUUUCUCAGUAUGAGUGAAGAACUGGAGGAGCUCCAGCAGUUCACGCAGCAGCAGCUGUCGACGCAGGGACAGCCGAAUCCAGCGUUCGGACCGGCCCUGGAGCUUGUGGAGGCCAACCUGCGAUGGAGAGAGGCCAACGAGGACAACCUCACCGCGUGGCUGGAGAAGGAGCUGCACGCCAGCCAGCAUCAGAACCACCUCUUGUAGCCUCCGCUUGUUGAAAUCCAACGAACACAUAAUAUUGACAACAGCAGCUGGUGGAAGGGUUUUUUGUUGUUGUUGUUGUUGUUCAAGUGCGUACAGUGCUGUAUUUAUUUCUACCCCGUCUUAAUUCAUGCGGGUGUUGUUGUCUUUGGGUCUGUGUUAUUGUAACGGUAGCCUCGGAGGGAGUUGGCACAAAAUAUUUUCUCGAGAGGCUAUUUCGAGCUCCCUCUAGUGGAUGCCCCUCACUGCAGCAGUGGUGUGAGCAAGCAAUUGCAGGACUCCACUUGUAUCUUCUUGUAACGGUAACUUCCUGGGUUUGAGGUGUUAAGGACGAUGCAGCUGUCGGGAUUCGAUCUUCCAACGCAGCCUCCGUGUGGGUAUUUAAAACAGGGGAAUCUGUUCGGCAAAGGGGGUUUCUAACAAAUGUCUUUACCGUACGUAAUCCAUUGUCCCCGAGUUGCCGUGUAAUUUCAAAAUCUCCAGUCAAACGUGUGAAGCACACCGGCGGAUUCUCGCCGUGCGCAAGGCACAGUUGGCUUAAAUAUUCACAGCACCGUCCGUGCACAGUGGGAAAUGCAUUCCCACUGUGCACCUAAUAUGUACAUGAUGGUAUAACCAUACGGCUGUAAACGUCUGCGGCCCCACGAGUUUGCUGUUGUGCUGAAUGGCUCUCCGAUGUGUGCUCCGGCUGAACGGGGUGUUUUUCGGCACGGUGUCUGACGUUUCGCUGUGAAUGCCGAGCGUUAUUCAACGCGAUUUUCCCACAUUUUCGCUCGGGCAGCACUUUGAGCAAAACGUCGGACAUGUCACCGUUUCAAGACGCGGACAGCUGCGUGGUCUGCAGUGUUGUGAUUGGUGAAUUUAUGAAACUGACGGUGAUUGUAUUUAUUACAACUGGACGUAUGAAUUUGACACUUCAUUGGCCCUGCAACUUGCCGUUCAGAGUUUUAAAUCCUCUCCGUCGCCACGGCCCCAUGGUUUUUAACGUGACCUCUGAACCCCCAGCCCCAAAAAUGGGCGAACUCCCUCGUGAUUUCACGCUCGACGUCCGCUGUUCAAUUGCUCGCGCCCUUCUAAAAAGUCGCUCGCGUGCAUCGCUCGCGACACGGCAGCGUGCCCAACGCAGAGCGACAGGGGCUGGGACGUGUCGCGUUCACCUUGGGCGCUCAGCGCAGCGUCUCCGACUUGACUUUUCGGUCUGCCCUCUCUCGAGGCUUGGCCCUCCUGUCCAUCUCUUCGUGCACAAAGCAGGCGACGUUACUCAGGCGGGGGGUGGGGGGGGGGACCAGAGCACAAAAGUCCUGGUUCCCUGGUUCCCUCGCAAGAUUUCUUCGACUUGUCCAAUUAGCAAGCAGGUUGUUCUUCCUAUCCCCCGGGAUGAACACACGAGAAUGCCGAGCUAACAUUGCCUAGCGACGGCUGACACGCGACGGAGGAGGAGGAGUAGGUGGUGGCGACGGUGGGGAAUGUGAAGGGGUCGGAUGAAAUAACAACAAGAGCAACAACGAAGCACAUCUUGGAAGAAGUUUGUACUCUCUCUAACCUUUGUGAUGUUUUAAUAAUGUAGAGGCCGCGCCUUGGGUAUUGCGUCCACUCGGGCACUUGACACUAAAGAGCCUUGAUGUGCCGAAGGUCCCCGCUGCCCUUCCGGCUAAUCCAACAUUAAUGUCUUUGGUUGCACUCCGCCAUCUCGUAACAAGAAAAGAAAACGCUUUUUAUUGCCUUUUAUAAUCGAGACACAAGGGGGUUAUGUUGGGCUCCAAUUCUAAUGGUGUUCGCGACUUGCAAUGCAGUUGCCCUCCCCCUGUUGCCCGCUCCUCCCGAAUUAUCCGAAUAGAUUCAAACUGAUCAUCAGUGUUUCAUAAUAGAGGUUUUUUGGGGGGUUAGAUCGCGUAAAUAUAUAAAUGUGUCGUUAAAACCCGCCACCACCCGACACAGCCAACUAGUAAGGGUUGUCACGUGAACAGAACGUAGCCAAUUCGUCACUAGUACAGCACGAACCGGUGUGUUGGAGAGCCAAGCUACAACAAUCGCAACUGUUGCAGUAAAACGCAGUUAAUGUGUUCAGCAGUUUAUACAACUUUGCAGCUGGAAACAUACUCAAUUGUUUACGUUUGAGGAUUAAGAACAAGGUUCUUCUGUUCAGCUUUACACACGGUAGGAACAAGCAUUGUUCGUGAAAACCUAUUGAGAGAGAAAUCCCACGUGCCCGGCACCACUCAUGCCCUCCGUUGUCUCGCACGUACCGCCGUUUACAGGUUGUACCAGGUAGUCAUUCUAAUACUGAAGUUGACCUCGGUGAACCCCAGGACAGGUUCAUUUGCCAUCCAGCACUGGCUUCGAAUCGAGCGCCAGAUUUGUAAAUCAGUGCGCUAACCACUGUACCGCCGCUCCCCGCACAACACAAAAAGAUAAAAGACAAAGAUCCCCCCCCCCCCCCAUAUAGCAUGGACAGAUUGUUGGGGCAAGUGCUGUAAGCGAGCACCUAUGAAGGCCGGCACGGCACACGAAGCGGUGGGUGACCAACACCACGCCCGGCCGCCUUUGUCUCCCCCAUUGCGAUUUUUACACACUGCACCAGGCACUAAUUUGAGGCUGAAUUUACCUAGGGGAGGCCCAGGACCGGUUCAGAUAAUCGUCACUGAUGUUGGCCGUUAGCAGGAAUCGAACCCGGGUCGCCGGGUUCAUAGCGCAGCGCGCUCACUGCUACACUACCACACACACGCGCGCGCGCGCACACACGGGCACACACACACAACUUGAAAAUUGGUCAUCAUAGACAGCUAACAAGGGCGAGUUUUGCGGAACGACACGGCCAGGUGUGCAUUCACUUACAUUUAAUGCGGAUUCCACACGGAAAAAAAAAACAAUCAAUCACUCAGCGGAGUGUGUCAGCCACACCAAACAAUUCUACAACUUUGCAUUUCUAGCCCAAGUACAGUUUAAACGACGGGCCCUUUUGUCCACAGGAAAGAGGAAUCGUGUUGACGCCGAAGGCGACCUACAUCGAUUUCCACAGUUGCGGCAUCAACAAAAAAAGCACUGAUGCAAUCACUUUUCAUAUAUUUUUUUUUAUUGUGAGCAGAUAUUAAAGAUGCACGGGGCGGCUGUAGGGAAAGCUGAAUGGGAACCUCUUCACCCAUGCCCUGUUCAUUUUCGACUCGGGACAUGCGCCGAGGGUGCAUUUUGGUGGACGUAUCAAAAGUCGGAGUAGUCGAGACUUUACGGGAGAGUGGCGGCCGGGGGAGGGAACGUGCACUGAUGGGAACGGACAUCCGCCGUGGAGAUGGAGCGAUGAAAUCAGCUCAGGUGCUCGGAGGAUUAUUAACUUGGUAGAGGCAAUGAAGGAGGCUUUUGAUCCCACCGGUUUAUUGCUGCUGAUGAUAUGGACACGGGCUUACAUGGAUAAGCCUAGCCCGCGACAGUGGAGUUGCGAUUAAGGGUGUAUGGUCCUCUGGGGAUAUCGUUGAUGGUUUAGAUGGCCAAUGGUUUUAUAGCGGUAAUUAUUAUCGCGAAUUUCCAUUGGUUUUGAAUGGAUUGUGUCACCUCUGAAUUUAAAACUAAACUAAAAGGGGCCUGCAGGCUAACACUACUUUGAACGCGUGGAUAGAGUACAGCAAUUUAAGAUAGACACUUCAACAGUAUCAGGUAAAAGCCAACAAAAGCGAUUGAAAUUUUCCAAAUUAUGUUUGAGUGUUUUUUUUGUUUAAAGAAAAUUCUCUAAAAAAGGUAUUAUUAAAAGCACUGCGUUUUAUGGUAAUGUAGAAUAAUCUAGUGAGCUAUGAAGUGCAGGUCCUGGAUGGAUCGUUGUAUCGCAGGAUCGUGAGAGCUGGUGGAGCCUUGGGGAGUCCUUCAGUAGUCGAUUGAUCAUGGCCUAUGACGAUGAGUAGGAAACAGAGGGCAGCGGAGUUCGAUUUCCGGCAAGGGCUGUCGUCAGUGGCAAAUCUGGCCCGGUCAUGUGACCCCUCCCACCCCUUACCCAAUCCGCACAUAUGCUUCCGUGGUGAAGUAUGUUCAAACAACCCCAAUGACUGACAUGGCGCUGGGAGGCCUUCAUCCAGCAGUGGAUUGACAAAGAGCUGUACAUUAUGUAAUGCAAUUUCACGGCUUACUUCUGGACUGGCUCCCGAUGAUGAGAUACGUCUCAGUCUGUCUCAGCCUGUAAUGCCUCAAGUCAAGACAGAAAUCACCAAGAUAGUCCAGACCGAUAUGUCUCACAAACAACAAUAAAUGUGACAACUUGAAGCAGUUUUCAUAAAAUGUAUGAGUUGAUCUACUUCUGAUCAUGGGAUUAAAGAAUUAUGGCAUAUUUUGAGAUUCACAGAAAUUCGACAUGCUGGUUGCUUCGGAUGCUGCUGCUAAUAAAAAAAACAAUGUAUGGUCAAUAAUCUCGUAACAAAAAUAAUUUUAUGAAAACUUCCAACUUGGAGCACUAUCAUAAUAUAACAGCUACAAUGUAUUGAUAAACACUGAGCUCAGUGAAUGUUUUGAAACUGAGUACUGUGAUUUAAAGAAAAUAUAUAAACGACAAAGACCCACUUCA